Mercenaria mercenaria is the source of this 2707-nucleotide messenger RNA. RefSeq lists its product as uncharacterized. Lineage: Eukaryota; Metazoa; Mollusca; Bivalvia; Venerida; Veneridae. The record is from RefSeq and is a predicted model, not a curated record. Bases 621 to 2549 code for a protein of 642 amino acids. The transcript is spliced from 6 exons.
UUUCUUCCUUAAAAUCUCUGCUGAAAAGAAUGAUAAAAUUUUAUUGAAAAUUUAAAUUUAAGUGAACGUUAACGUCUUUUUUACAACCAUAUACGUAACGUUUUGUUUAAAAACGGUUUAUGCUUUACAUCUGUAAUAAGCUGUAUAUUGUUCAAACGUUUACAAUUGUUUUAUUAUUCGCUCAAUACAAAACAGACGAACACAGAUUUCAAAUCAAAUUUUAAAUAAAAUACGUGGCUUGUCUGACGUGAACUAUCAUAAAAGUCGUCGACGCAACGAUCUUAAAUAUGCAAUGAACGUUGUUUGAUGAAAGAAAUAAUCAUUACAUUGAAGCAAGACAGUGAUAAGAAGAUCACACUCGAUCAUUUGUAGGCAGUUAUUAUUGACAACGUUAUUCUGUUUUCUUCAAAGAGGUGUUUACGUUUUUUUCGUUGCUAGACCUAUAUUGAAACGUUGACGUAAAGUUUUUUCACUCGUUUUACCGCUGUUGUUAGGCGAGGAAGAAGAAAACAUUCCGUCAUCUGGAAGGAAGCUUCGAUUUAAAAAGGAAAACGAUUCGCACUUUUUUUUGAAAGCAAUAACCUUUUUUUAAGUUAACUUGAUUUUAAAUAUUACCACUAAUGGAGCAGUUAAUACAGACAAUGCGACGCAUAAUCUGGAUAUAUUUAUUGAUUAGUGUUGUGCCGGACACUGUGAACGGACAGGGGCGACUUCUGUCACCCCCGGGCCGCAGCUCUCUGUGGAGAUUUGGAUAUGGAACACCUGUGAACUACAACGAUAACGCUUUAACAUGCGGAGGUGUCCAGCAUAAAUGGGAGGUUAACAAUGGUAAAUGUGGUGUUUGCGGUGACCCCUGGGAUAGCCAGCCACGGGACAAUGAGGCAGGGGGUCAGUACGCAAUGGACAUAAUCUCAGGUGUUUACAAAUCAGGAACAAUGAUUGAAGUUAUUGCUGAUGUGGCAAAUGCCAAUGGAGGAGGCUAUUUUGAAUUCCGACUUUGUGCCAAUAACAAUUUUACAUCACCCGUUAAGGAGGAGUGUCUAAACAAGGGACUUUUGACGUUGGAAGAUGGUGUAUCGACUCGAUUUGAAAACAUACACACAGGUCUGAAUAGGGUCAUACUAAAAUUACCGGAAGGCCUGACCUGUGAUCAAUGUGUACUUCAGUGGAAAUAUCGUGCAGCUGACCAGUACGGCUGCGAUUCAAGCACAGGAACUGAGAAAAAGUGUGGUUUUGGUAGAGGGGAAUUCCAGACCGAAUAUUUUGCUUGUGCGGAUAUUGCUAUAUAUAUUGAUGCAAGCGAACAGAUCGAUUUCCCAGUAUCUAAUCAAAGUCCUUAUGCAAUACUGGAUUCGACAGAGCAGACGCAAAAUGCUACGUCAAUAAACGGAAGGUCAAAACGUGCAGUGGUCAACAUACCCUAUGAACGAGCUGCUGGUAUCCGUUAUGUGCCCGCUUUUCCCAGUGGCAUGCAGCUCCAAAUCGAACCUAAUUCAUUGCGAGAGUUUCCUAAACAGUCCCAGAUUCAAUGGAGCUGGACAGCCAAAGGUGCAGGCAAUUCGCUGAGUCCUGGAGGUAGAUCUCGCCGACGGACACAUAAUUCACAAGUACCAAAUGGUAUAAGUAUUGCCAAUAGACAUUUGAAUGGAAUUAUUUCGUCACCGUUGAAUGGCGGUGGACGUGUAAGAUCAAGUUUCAAUCAACGGCAACAUAACCCUACCCAUAUUAAUGCAGCUCCGUUGAACAGUAUCGUUGUCCCAGAACCAGCAGCCAUGGAGACAAGCCAGGCACAAGUUCGAGCCAUUUUUAGAACACCCGUUCAACGUGUGCCAGCAGCAAAACCCUCUGUUUCGGUGAAAACAGUUUCCAAUAGACAACCAGUCUCUAGAGUUUUGUCGUUGCCAAAACCACAAUACAAUCGGAAGAACAAAUUUCCUGCUCAUAGAAACUUUUUAGACCCUUUUGUCAAAAAAGUUUCAACACAAACUCAAAUGGUCUUGUCAAGGUCAAACUACAAACCAACAAAAAGGUGUCAACAUUGCCCGUUUGAUCAGUGUUUGGACGGCAAGCUGAGGAUAGAUCAUUUAUUUCCUGGACUGUUUGACAGCCCUUCACAAUUCUUCGAGUGUAAGCGUUUUGAGCGUGUAUUCACCCUUGGUAACUAUGACGUCGUUCAGGAUGGACUUCCAAGCUGUCAACACCCAAGAUUUAAACGACAACUGAAGACGUUUGAAGACGACGAUAUUGGUUGCUGCGCAACCCGACCUCAAGUUAUAUUACCACUGACUGUUGAAGCUGAAAACGACACUUUUAGCGUUGUGCAGUUAGGUGAUGCCAAGAAACAAUUUAUUGUACAAGGAAUAUGUGGAAAUGCCAUGGCAAUAAGUAAAGGAAACACAAGGUCCUGCACGGUAUGUGCGGCGGAAAAUAAUUUCCAAUGGGUACUUGUGUACGAUCCUAGAGUCAAGACGAAUCCUCCAGUAUCGUUCGUGCCAGUGAAAUUCCCACACUACUGCCGCUGUUACAACUACAUGACGCUGAAAGGAUAGCACAGGUGGAACCAGAUGUACUAGUUAUAUACACUUCCAAAGCAUCUCUCUUAAUUGGAUGGCAUCCUAGUCACAUAAAAUUUAUAUCAUAAUUCGAAAUUGGUAAACUGUGUUACAUUUUGCAGUAUUAAUAUAACUUCUUUUAUCUUUUCUUUUCU